Molecule: messenger RNA, 1086 nt
Organism: Nicotiana tabacum (common tobacco)
Lineage: Eukaryota; Viridiplantae; Streptophyta; Magnoliopsida; Solanales; Solanaceae
Source: RefSeq, a predicted model, not a curated record
AGAUAUCAUGCGUAAUGUCUUAUUCAACAAAUUUAUCUUCAAAUUGAAAGUGAAAGAAGAGAUGUUUAGCGAUGAACAGCGCGUUAAGUCAACAGUGGUCAAAGCAGAGAAGCUGAACUUCCAAUCAGAGAUCCGGUUUCUGUUGGAUUUGAUAGACAAGAACAAUGGGCAGGAAUCCAGUACUCUGCCUCCUAAGACAGAUAAUGCAACUCCAACUUCAGUGUAUAAUAAUGCUGGAUUUGGGAGUAGAACCAUAGAACCGAUGAAUCCUGUUGCAAAUUAUGGUGGCAGCAAUAGCAGUAUCAGCAGAGAAAGUGGACUGCAGGGAAAUCAGCAAGGUCAAUACGGAAAUCAGUUUACUGGCUCGCAGUUUGCUCCACCUGGUUCUACAGGCAUGUAUAUGAGCUGUAAUAGUUGUGGUGGAACAGGCCAUAGUGCUUCAAACUGUCCAAGCAUCAUGAGUGGUCAGGGCCAGGCAUAUGGAGGUGGCUUUGGCAAUAGGGUAACUUCAGGAAUGAGCAGUGAUGGUGCUUCCGGUGAGUGCUAUAAAUGCCAUCAGUUUGGACAUUGGGCAAGAGAUUGCCCAGGUGUAAGCAAUGCACCCCCUGCCACUAACAUGACUCCUGCUUCAGGAAUGAGCAGUGGUGGUGCUUCCGUUGAGUGUUAUAAAUGCCAUCAGCUUGGACAUUGGGCAAGAGAUUGCCCAGGUGUAAGCAGUGCACCCGCUGCCAAUAACAUGACUCCUGGAAGAUAUGGGAAUCCUCCAAGGCAACGUGUUGGUGGAUUUUGAUCAACCUUUGAGCAUAUAAAGUUGUCCUGUGCGGGUAGAUGCCUUCUCUACGUGACUACUUGGGGCUGAAAUUUUGCGCUAGUGUUCCUGGAUGCCUGGGCUUAAAGUUGUCUUCAGUUUUGAGGAGCGACAUGUUUUUGCUCUUCCCUGUAAAUUAUUUCCUGUUUAAGUUUUUCUUGAUCUCUUUUAUUGUUCUUUUUAGGUAAUCCGUCUUUGUGGUUUCGUCCUUUUUAGAGCAAAAUUCCUGUGUUAUAGUGUAGACUGCUAUAUUAAUGUUACUUAUUUAUCUUUUUUCA